Messenger RNA from Diaporthe citri, 648 nucleotides. RefSeq lists its product as uncharacterized. Lineage: Eukaryota; Fungi; Ascomycota; Sordariomycetes; Diaporthales; Diaporthaceae. Bases 1 to 648 code for a protein of 215 amino acids. The record is from RefSeq and is a predicted model, not a curated record. The transcript is spliced from 2 exons.
AUGAAGUCCGCCAUCAUUCUCGCCUUUGUGGCCACUCUGCUUCCUCGUGGGGCCGUUUCAGCUCCUGUCCCUGUCUCCAUCGCUGCUGUGGAGCUGGGCCAGUCUGGUUACAACCACUACGUUAGUGCUGCUGCUCGGGAUGAGCUCUCCACUGCUGGCCGCUCUGGCUACAACUCGGUGGAGGUGACCGCGCGGGACGCUACUACAGCCGCCGAGACUGACGGUCGCUCUGGGUACAACUCUAUUGACGUUUCCACCCGGGCGGUCUCCACUGGUUUUGAGACUGACGGACGAUCUGGCUAUAACUCCAUCGAGAUCGCGGAGCGCGACAGCACCACGAAUGCUGAGACGGCCGGGCGGUCUGGUUACAACUCUGUGGAAGUCGUCGAGAGGACAUUGACUACCGACGCGGAGACAGAGGUUCUGAAGAUGAGCGUCCUUGGAUUGGGAGGGGGGGUAGGCUUUCGAUACGACGAGCCUUGCUCAUUCCCGCCAUCCUGGAGCCAACGUCUGAACUCGGAGAUCUUUAGCACAUGGAAGAUGACGACUGGACUGAAAGACCCCCGGCCUUACCUCGACAGCCCAUCGGACACGCCCGAGUGUGGACACAAACAACGAACACGGAAUUUCAACAGUCACAAGAGCUGA